CUUCACUCCACUCCGACGCCGCAACUCUGAGCUGCUUCUCACUGUGGCCAGCUGGGAACCGGCAUCAUGAAGUGGAUGGUGGUGGCCUUGGUCUGCCUCCAGACCUUGGAGGCGGCAAUGAUCAAAGUCCCCGUGAAGAAAUUAAAGUCCAUCCGUGAGACCAUGAAAGAGAAGGGGAUACUGGAGGACUUCCUGAGGACCCACAAGUACGACCCCGCCCAGAAGUACCGCUUUAAUGACUUCAGCGUGACCUCCGAGCCCAUGGACUACAUGGACGCUGCCUACUUUGGUGAGAUCAGCAUCGGGACCCCACCACAGAACUUCCUGGUCCUUUUUGAUACUGGCUCCUCCAACCUGUGGGUGCCCUCUGUCUACUGCCAGAGCCAGGCCUGCACCAGCCACACCCGCUUCAACCCCAGCCUGUCCUCCACCUACUCCACCAAUGGGCAGACCUUCUCCCUGCAGUAUGGCAGUGGCAGCCUCACCGGCUUCUUCGGCUAUGACACUCUGACAGUCCAGGGCAUCAAGGUCCCCAACCAGGAGUUCGGCCUGAGUGAGAAGGAGCCGGGUACCAAUUUCCUCUAUGCGAACUUCGAUGGCAUUAUGGGCAUGGCCUACCCUGCCCUGUCCAUGGGUGGGGCCCCCACCGCCCUGCAGGGCAUGCUGCAGGAGGGUGCCCUCACCAGCCCAGUCUUCAGCUUCUACCUCAGCAGCCAGCAGGGCUUUCAGGACGGGGGAGCAGUCAUCUUCGGAGGUGUGGACAGCAGCCUGUACACGGGGCAGAUCCACUGGGCCCCCGUCACCCAGGAGUUGUACUGGCAGAUUGGCAUGGAGGAGUUCCUCAUUGGUGACCAGGCCACGGGCUGGUGCUCCCAGGGCUGCCAGGCCAUUGUGGACACUGGCACAUCUCUGCUCACCGUGCCCCAGCAGUUCAUGAGCUCCCUUCUACAGGCCACAGGGGCCAAGGAGGACCAGUAUGGACAGUUUCUCGUGGACUGUAACAACAUCCAGAGCCUGCCCACCCUCACGUUCAUCAUCAAUGGUGUGCAGUUCCCUCUGCCACCCGCUUCCUACAUCCUCAAUAACAACGACAGCUUUUGCAUGCUGGGGGUCGAGGUCACCUACCUGCCCUCCCAGAACGGCCAGCCCCUGUGGAUCCUUGGGGACGUCUUCCUCAGGUCCUACUACUCCGUCUAUGACUUGGGCAACAACAGGGUUGGCUUUGCCACCGCCGCCUAGACUCAGCGCAUGGAUGCCCAGGCUCCCUUCUCCCUCUGGGCCUCCCAGGCUACAGGGGGUUCUCUCUGCAUUUCCUCUCUGCAUGUAGCCUCCCUUCUCUGGACUCUGGACUUUCUCUAACAAUAAAUCUUUCUUCU
Molecule: messenger RNA, 1376 nt
Organism: Lipotes vexillifer (Yangtze River dolphin)
Lineage: Eukaryota; Metazoa; Chordata; Mammalia; Artiodactyla; Lipotidae
Gene: PGC
Product: progastricsin
Exons: 9
Coding region: 67-1239 (390 amino acids)
Biological process (GO): proteolysis
Molecular function (GO): aspartic-type endopeptidase activity
Source: RefSeq, a predicted model, not a curated record